AUGUACAUGCUAAGGUAUUACUUGGAUGAAAACGGAAAAAGGGUUUACACUGUUAAGCCCCUGAUCAACGGAAACGUAACAUUCUCAGCUCAUCCGUGCAGGUUCUCACCAGACGAUAAGUUUUCAUCACAGAGAAUAACCCUCAAGAAACGAUUUAAUUUGUUAUGA
Plasmodium malariae is the source of this 168-nucleotide messenger RNA. RefSeq names its product H/ACA ribonucleoprotein complex subunit 3, putative (gene NOP10). Gene Ontology annotation, cellular component: box H/ACA telomerase RNP complex; box H/ACA snoRNP complex. The transcript has 2 exons. The coding region runs from base 1 to 168 and encodes 55 amino acids. Gene Ontology annotation, molecular function: telomerase RNA binding; box H/ACA snoRNA binding. Gene Ontology annotation, biological process: rRNA pseudouridine synthesis; positive regulation of telomerase RNA localization to Cajal body; snRNA pseudouridine synthesis. The record is from RefSeq and is a predicted model, not a curated record. NCBI's taxonomy places the organism in Eukaryota, Apicomplexa, Aconoidasida, Haemosporida, Plasmodiidae.